AUAUUUCUACCAUUUGGUUUACGACAAGUUAUUGAAAAUCGAAUUGAAACAAAAGAUGUGGAUUGUACAUUAUUUGAUGAAGCAAUUAAACAUGUUGAACAAGUCCUUAAGAAUGAUCCAUAUGUACGAUUUCUACAAUCAACCGAAUACAAUGAUUUAUUGAUUAAAUUAAAAGGAAAUUAA
This is a messenger RNA of Loa loa (African eye worm), 183 nucleotides long. RefSeq lists its product as hypothetical. The transcript has a single exon. The annotation marks the transcript as partial. NCBI's taxonomy places the organism in Eukaryota, Metazoa, Nematoda, Chromadorea, Rhabditida, Onchocercidae. The record is from RefSeq and is a predicted model, not a curated record.